AUGUCGCCCUCAAUUUCUCAACUCCCACCACGUGUUCUCAUAAUUGGCGGCGGUUUGGGGGGUCUUUCCCUUGCUCAGGGUCUCAAGAAGGCCGCUGUUCCCUUCCAUAUUUUUGAGAGGGAUCCGUCCCCUACUUUCCGUCCUCAAGGAUAUAGAAUUAAGAUCAACUAUGAAGGCGCCAUGGCUCUGAAGGCAGUGAUGAGCGAGGAGAUGUGGGAAGAAUUCGAGAAGACUUGUGCUGAGUCUAAAUUCGGCGAAACCAAUAUCAAUGCUCCUGAUGGGGGCGUCAUUGCUAGCCGCGAAGGACCAGGGAUUUUCGGAGGAAACUUCGUUCCCUACCUAGCGGACCGCACAGUCCUACGAAGAUUACUAUUCCGCGGUCUGGAGGAAGACGCGUCUUUUGGAAAGACCUUGACUCACUACGAGGAACUGGAAGAGGGUGUUAUUGCACACUUCGCGGAUGGAACUUCAGAGCAAGGUAUUCUCCUCGUUGGCGCGGACGGCUUCCGAUCCCCCGUCCGCAAGCAACUACAUCCCGAGCAUAAGCCAGUUGACACCAACGGACGAUGCAUCUAUGGCAAGACACCCCUCACUGAUGAGUUCCUUGCCAAGUACCACGCCCGCGCUCACAAGUGGAUGACCCUAGUCCUGGACAAGACUCCCAUGACCCAAACUCUUGACAUCGAUGAGACUCCCUUGACCUGUCUUCUCGAGCCAGUUCGCUUCGUUGACAACGAGUACAAGUCCAAGGCUCCACAAGACUACAUCUACUGGGUCCUCAUCGGUCGCUCAGAUGUCUUUGGAUUGUCGACCGAUAAGUUGCUUGCCUUGAGUGGGCAGGAGUCGGCCAAUCUUUCGCUCAAGCUCACCUCAGAAUGGGAUCCUUCAAUCCGUGCCCUUUUCGAACACCAGGAUGUUAAACAAUCUUCAGCUCUACGCAUAUCGACGGCGAAGCCAGCGAUUCCGGAGUGGGUGGCUAAUCCACGUGUCACUCUUCUCGGUGAUGCGGUCCACGUUAUGUCGCCAUGCGGGGGUGUUGGUGCGGUAACGGCUAUUAUGGAUGCUGCGGAGCUGACCAAGAAUCUUCAAGCCAGUGGUAUCAACAAGAAGAGCAUUGCCCAAUACGAGGCUGCUAUGAGGGUAUAUGCUCGGAAGUCCAUCGAGAGGAGCUAUUUUGGAGGAAAAAAGAUGUUCGGUCACCAGCCAUUCGACAACUGCGAGAUCCUGGAAUUGUAA
Lindgomyces ingoldianus is the source of this 1236-nucleotide messenger RNA. RefSeq names its product cercosporin toxin biosynthesis protein. The coding region runs from base 1 to 1236 and encodes 411 amino acids. The transcript has 2 exons. Gene Ontology annotation, molecular function: FAD binding. The record is from RefSeq and is a predicted model, not a curated record. NCBI's taxonomy places the organism in Eukaryota, Fungi, Ascomycota, Dothideomycetes, Pleosporales, Lindgomycetaceae.